Messenger RNA from Dichotomopilus funicola, 2694 nucleotides. RefSeq lists its product as uncharacterized. The transcript is spliced from 2 exons. Gene Ontology annotation, molecular function: nitrate reductase (NADPH) activity; molybdenum ion binding; sulfite oxidase activity. Lineage: Eukaryota; Fungi; Ascomycota; Sordariomycetes; Sordariales; Chaetomiaceae. The record is from RefSeq and is a predicted model, not a curated record. Bases 1 to 2694 code for a protein of 897 amino acids. Gene Ontology annotation, biological process: nitrate assimilation; sulfur compound metabolic process; nitric oxide biosynthetic process.
AUGGACGUCGAGAAGUUGUCAGCCCUUUCCCUCUCUUCGGCUCCGCCCCCGUUCCGGGGCCAAUUUCCUCCAACACCCCCGUUGCAAGACUUUUAUGAGCACCAAAACGCCGGUCUUUUCCCAUCGGCAUCGAACGGGCACGAGCGCUGUUUUCCUCCCGUUUAUCCCCUACCUCCACCAUCAAGAGAGAACAAGGUCCUCGCCGAAGACCUCAAGACCCCGGACCACCACGUGGAACGAGAUCCCCGCCUCAUCCGGCUCACUGGCACCCACCCAUUCAACGUCGAAGCACCACUCAGCGACCUCUACGAUGAAGGCUUCCUAACAACCAAAGACCUGCACUAUGUCCGCAACCAUGGCGCCGUCCCCCUCGUCAACGACGCCGACGUCCUCGACUGGGAGUUCUCCAUCACGGGUCUCGUUGACCAACCGACCACACUCACCUUGCGCGAUCUGAUCCAGACCUACGAGCAGGCCACAUACCCGAUCACGCUGGUGUGUGCGGGCAACCGGCGCAAGGAGCAGAACGUGGUGCGCAAGACGAAGGGCUUUUCCUGGGGCGCCGCAGGGGUCUCAACGGCGCUGUGGACAGGUGUCGCUCUGGGCGAUGUGCUUGCGCGUGCGCGCCCGACUCGCCGCGCCCGGUAUGUCUGCUUCGAUGGCGCCGACCGCCUGCCCAAUGGGUUCUACGGCACGUCGGUGCGUCUUAGCUGGGCGAUGGACCCAGAGCGCGGCAUGAUGCUUGCUCACCGCAUGAAUGGUGAACCGUUGUCACCGGACCACGGUAAACCCUUGCGCAUUGUUAUCCCGGGUCAGAUUGGGGGUCGGAGUGUGAAGUGGCUGAAGAAGAUUAUCGUCACCGACAAGCCGAGUGAUAACUGGUAUCAUAUCUACGACAACCGCGUGCUCCCGACUACGAUAAGCCCCGAGGAGAGUGCGGAUUUACCAGAGACUUGGAAGGAUGAAAGGUAUGCGAUCUACGACCUCAACACCAACAGCGCGGUCUGUUAUCCGGCACACGACGAAAGAGUCCCAUUGCCCGCUGGGUACGAGGGGGGCGUGUACAAGCUGAAGGGGUAUGCGUACGCUGGAGGAGGGAAGAGGGUGACGAGGUUAGAAGUAACGCUGGAUCAGGGGAAAUCAUGGACUCUCGCCAAUGUCUCCUAUCCAGAAGACCUGUACCGGCUCGCUCCCGAGGGAGAGAUGCUGUACGGCGGACGAUUGGACAUGACGUGGCGCGAUAGUUCCUUUUGCUGGUGUUUCUGGGAGCUGGACCUGCCGCUUUCCCUCCUAGCUACGGCAGGAGACGUUAUGGUUCGGGCCAUGGACGAUGCCAUGAUGGUACAGCCGCGGGAUAUGUACUGGAGCGUGCUGGGCAUGAUGAACAACCCCUGGUACCGAGUGGUGAUUCACAAAGAGGCGCAUGCGCUGCGGUUUGAGCAUCCUACUCAACCGGCGUUAAUUCCAGGGGGGUGGAUGGAGAGGGUCAAGAAGGCAGGCGGAAAUAUUACCAACGGGUUCUGGGGCGAGAAGAAGGCUGGCGAAAGCGAAACGCCAGUGGCGGAGCUGGCGCCCGUCAAGGAGAUCAGUAUGGUAAACGACAAAGUCGACCAGAAAAUCACGGCAGAGGAGCUGCAACAGCAUUCCGGGGAGCAUGAACCGUGGUUCAUCGUCAACGGGCAGGUGUAUGAUGGUACCAAAUUCCUCGAGGGCCACCCCGGUGGUGCUACAUCCAUCAUUAACGCCGCAGGACAAGACGUAAGCGAGGAGUUUCUCGCUAUCCACAGCGAAAACGCCAAAGCCAUGAUGCCCGAUUACCACAUUGGCACCGCCCCAGCCGAAACCACCACCGACUCUCCCUCUCACGCCCUCCUCUCCGAAGACCCAGUCUUCCUCAACCCCAAAACCUGGCGCCCCGCUAUUCUCUCCGCCAAAACCCCCGUCUCCCACGAUUCCACAAUAUUCCACUUCACCCUCGCCAGCCCAACCCAAACCGUAGGCCUGCCUGUCGGCCAACACCUACUCAUGCGCCUGCGUGACCCAGCCACACGCGAAGCCAUCAUCCGCGCCUACACGCCGAUCACCUCCUCCCCAUCCGACCCUGCCGGUGAGCUGUGCGUGUUGAUCAAGAUCUACCGCCCCGGGCCGGGCCAACAGCAGGGAGGGAAAAUGACACAGAACCUUGACUCGCUCCCACUUGGCCACCCGGUCGAGUUCAAGGGCCCCGUGGGCAAAUUUGUGUAUCACGGCAGCGGGCGGUGUAGUAUCAACGGUAAAGAGCGGGUAGUCAAGAGGUUUGUGAUGGUCUGUGGUGGUUCGGGCGUGACGCCCAUCUUUGCGGUGCUGCGGGCCGUGGUGAGGGGGGAUGGUACGUCGGGUCUCGGGCCUGAUUGUGUGGUGUUAGAUGGGAACCGGGAGGAAGGUGAUAUUUUGCUUAGAGAGGAGUUGGGUGCGUUGGAGGCGGAGAGUAACGGACGGUGUAGGGUUGUGCAUGCGUUGAGUCGGCCGGGCGAAGGGUGGAAGGGGAUGAAGGGGAGACUGGAUCAGGGGUUGUUCGAGAGGGAGGUUGGGUUGCGAGGCAGUGGUCGGGGGGAUACGAUGGUGUUGGUGUGUGGGCCGGAGGGCUUGGAGAAGGCUACGAAGCAAGCGCUUCUGAAGAUGGGCUGGGAGGAGGAUGAUUUCUUGUUCUUUUAG